UUAAAAGGGAAAGUAUACCAGCCUCCACCUUACCGUUUCUUUUCUUCAUUACUCUCAAUUUGGAAAGCAACAAAGAUGAAGGUGAAGAAGGGAUGGCUAGCAGUUCAAGUAGGUUCAGAGGAAGAACACUCUCAAGUAGAUGGUGUCACUGUCAGUGAUUCUCAAAGAUUUCUCAUCCCUAUUUCAUAUCUUUAUCAUCCUCUUUUCAACCAUCUUCUUGAUAAAGCUUACGAGAUUUAUGGCUACAAUACUGAUGGUCCUCUCAAGCUUCCUUGUUCUGUUGAUGACUUUCUUCACCUCCGUUGGCGAAUUGAAAAAGAAUCCACACCCUAUCAUCACCAUCACCAACAUCAUCAUCACCAUUUGAUUCCUCAUGCUUUGUAUUUCAAUUCUUGUUGAUGAUAUAUAGUACUCACUUUUCUGUCAAAUAAUUGUUGUAGUGCUGCUGUGACUUUUUAUUUUAUUUCUCUUGCUCUUUAAUUUUGAUUUAGGUGUUAAUUGAAAUACAAGAGAAACACUACCAUGAUUACAAACCAAUCAGAAGAAUUAAUUUGUCUA
Medicago truncatula (barrel medic) is the source of this 558-nucleotide messenger RNA. Its product is annotated as auxin-responsive protein SAUR32. The record is from RefSeq and is a predicted model, not a curated record. The transcript has a single exon. The coding region runs from base 76 to 399 and encodes 107 amino acids. Gene Ontology annotation, biological process: response to auxin. Lineage: Eukaryota; Viridiplantae; Streptophyta; Magnoliopsida; Fabales; Fabaceae.